Rhizophagus irregularis DAOM 181602=DAOM 197198 is the source of this 1893-nucleotide messenger RNA. RefSeq lists its product as uncharacterized. Gene Ontology annotation, biological process: ubiquinone biosynthetic process. Gene Ontology annotation, cellular component: mitochondrion. Lineage: Eukaryota; Fungi; Glomeromycota; Glomeromycetes; Glomerales; Glomeraceae. The record is from RefSeq and is a predicted model, not a curated record.
CACCUUUUCAAAACGUACUCUUUUCUACCGUUUAGAUUAUGGAGUUUGCCGAUUUUGCAAGACACGUUAUCUCAUAUGAAUAAGAAAAAAUAUUCUACUUUUAAUACGAGUUCUUCACCCUUUCAUUUAGCUGUUAUUGGAAGUGGACCGGCGGGCUUUUACACGGCCUAUCGUGUGCUGAAAGAACAUCCAAAUACGUUAGUAGAUAUGUAUGAAGCUCUUCCUAUUCCAUUUGGGCUGGUUCGGUACGGUGUAGCUCCAGAUCAUCCGGAAGUUAAGAACGUUCAAAACAGGUUUGAAGAAGUUGCAAAAGAUUCGCGUUUUACUUUCAUCGGUAAUGUUAAGUAUGGUGAAGACCUCACGUUGAAAGAUCUAAAAUUACAGUAUGAUGCAAUUGUGUUUUCAUAUGGAGCGGGCCAAGAAAAAACUCUUGGUAUUAGAAAUGAGAAUGAACCUAUUAAGAAUAUUUUUUCUGCACGAGCUUUUGUUGGUUGGUAUAACGGUCUACCACAAUAUCGAGAUUUAGAACCUGAUUUAAUUUGCUCCGAUACUGCUGUAGUUAUUGGACAAGGCAAUGUGGCGUUAGAUGUUAGUAGAAUAUUAUUGACGGAUAUUGUAGAAUUGAGCAAAACUGAUAUAACAGAAUACGCUCUGGAAACACUCAAAAAUAGCCAAAUAAGAAAUGUUAUUAUUAUAGGAAGAAGAGGACCUCUACAGGUUUCUUUUACUGCCAAAGAACUUCGUGAAAUGAUGAAUUUACCAAAUACGAAAUUUUAUACAGAUUUCGAAUUGAUAAAAAAUGAACUUUCUACGAAUGUUGAUAUAAUUUCGAAAGAUCGUCCUUUGAAACGAUUAAUGCAAAUAUUAGAGAAAGGAAUGGAGAAUACUAGUGGUUAUAAAUCAUGGUCACUCAAAUUUUUAAGAAGUCCUGAUGAAUUCAUCGCGCAUGAAAAUGACGAUCCUUCUCGACCAAAAUAUGUACGUGCAGUUAGAUUCCAUAUCAAUAGAUUAGAAGGUCCAUUAGAAAAUCGCAUUGCUGUUCCAACUGGAGAAAUGGAAGAAUUAGAAACAGGUCUUGUCCUUAAAAGUGUAGGAUAUAAGAGUAUACCCCUAGAAGGUUUAUCUUUUGAUGAAAAUAAAGGUAUUGUCCCUAAUCAUAAGGGGAAAAUAUUGGACAAUGAUAAUAAUGAGCAACCGGGUUUGUAUGUCGCUGGAUGGUUAAAACGUGGUCCCCAGGGUGUUAUAGCAACAACAAUGUAUGACGCGUAUGAGACAGCAGAAGUUAUUGUAUCAGAUAUUAAGCAAGAUAAGCCAAUGCUUUCAAACGAUACCUUUAAAUAUGGAUCGAAGGUUAUAAUUCCGAUUCUUCAUCAACGUGGCAUAAGAACUGUUUCAUAUAAGGAUUGGAAAAAAAUAGAAGAAAAAGAGAAUGAGGCAGGAAGAGCAAAACAUAAACCGAGAGAAAAAUUUGGAAGAGUUGAAGAUGCAAUGCAAGUUUUAGACACAUGAGACGAAGUUUACACAUUAAGCCACUGUUUCAUUCUACACCUAAUUAGUAAUACAAGCCGAUUUGAGCAUCUCUUUAAGCCAAUAAUUUAUUAGACAGAAAUAUUUUACAUUCGAUUUUUUUAUAAUGAAAUUGAUAUAUAAUAAUGUAGUGACAACUUGUAUAAUAAAUUUGCCACGAGUUAUUAGUCUAAACGGCUAAUCACCAAAACGAGGAUCAUAAUUAAACUUCUAACAAAAAUCUAACAGAUUUUUUGAUCGUAUAAUUCCUAGUUUCGACGUACGUAUAGGAAUAAAACAGUCAUAAACAAAUUUGAAAAGUACUCUCAUACUAUGUUAAUGGCAAACUAUUAAAACAAAUUAUCAACCUUUUAACUUUUUUAGCGU